Molecule: messenger RNA, 2298 nt
Organism: Dromiciops gliroides (monito del monte)
Lineage: Eukaryota; Metazoa; Chordata; Mammalia; Microbiotheria; Microbiotheriidae
Product: transcription intermediary factor 1-beta-like
Molecular function (GO): zinc ion binding; transcription corepressor activity
Source: RefSeq, a predicted model, not a curated record
AUGGAAAGGCUGCAGGGACAGAUGGCUCCAGGAGUAGAGGCUCCAGGCACUGAGGAAAAUUCCAGAGCCUCGGGCGCCCCGGACUUGGUCCCAGCCCAGAGGCGACCAAGCUGCUGGAGCACUGUGGCGUGUGCCGGGAGCACCUGCUGCCCUGCCUGCAUUCAGCGUGUGGGCAGUACCUGCUGCUCCAGCCAGCCUCCGCGCCGGGCGCUGCUGCCUGGCCACAUCCUCCACCGCCCCGCGGCCGCCAACAAUGGGGGCAACGGCGCUGUGGUGGACUGCCCCGUGUGCAAGCAGCAGUGCUUCUCCAAGGACAUAGUGGAGAACUACUUCAUGAGGGACAGAGGCGCCAAAGCCAACCCGGACCCCAAGGAUGCCAACCAAUGCGGCACUAAUUGUGAGGACAACACCCCGGCCACCAGUUAUUGCGUGGAGUGCUCAGAGCCCCUCUGUGAGACCUGUGUUGAGGCUCACCAGCGCGUCAAGUACACCAAGGACCACACCGUCCACUCCACUGGCCCCGCCAAGUCCCGUGAAGGGGAGCACGCCGUCUACUGCUCGGUCCACAAGCACAAGCCUUUGGUCCUCUUCUGCGAGAAUUGUGACUCCCUCCCCUGCCGAGACUGCCAACUCAAUGCCCACAAGGACCAUCAGUACCAGUUCUUAGAGGAUGCUGUGAGAAACCAGAGGAAACUCUUGGCUGCCUUGGUCAAGUGCCUGGAGGAUAAGCACACCACCCUGCAGAACACCAAGGAAGUGUGCACCUCGAUCCGCCAGGUGACGGAUGUGCAGAAGCGGGUGCAGGUGGAUGUGAAGAUGGCCAUCUUGCAGAUCAUGAAAGAAUUGAACAAGCGAGGCUGUGUACUGGUCAACAACGCCCAGAAGGUGAGAGAGGGGCAGCAGGAGCGCUUGGAGUGCCAGCACUGGACCAUGUCCAAGAUCCAGCAUCAUCAGGAGCACAUCCUGCACUUUGCCUCCUGGGCCUUGGAGACCGACAACAACACUGCCCUGCUGCUGUCCAAGAAGCUGAUUUACUUCCAGGUUAACUGGGCCCGCAAGAUGAUCGCAGACCCUGUGGAACCCCAGAGGGACAUGAAGUUCCAGUGGGACCUUAAUGCUUGGACGAAAAGUGCUGAGGCCUUUGGCAAGAUUUUUUCCAAGAUUGUUUUCAAGAGGAGUGGUCCGGGCACCCUCGGCAAUCCUGGAGGUAAUCAGGCUAUGGACCUGCAGGAGGGCUAUGGGAGCCACAGGCCAGAUGACCCCCUUAGUGCUAAGCCCAAUGUGUCAAAGAUGAAAAGGUCCAGAUCCGGUAAGGGGAAAAUGAGUGGCCUUAUCUGGAAAGUACGAUUGAGCUUGGAACGCCUUGAUCUGGACCUCACAGUGGACAGCCAGCCCGCUGUCUUCAAAGUCUUCCCUGGAACAACCAAGGAGGACUACAACCUCAUCAUCAUGGGGGGGGGCCCAGCAGCCAGGGGCCCCGGGGGGCCUCCCAUGCCACCCAUGGCCAUGGUUAAGGAGGAAGAGAUAGAGGCUGCCAUCAGAGCCCCAGGAGUGGAGGGGCUAGAGACAAAACCACUGUUCCUGCUUCCCCUGGAGGCCUCAGGACCCAAGGGCCCUCACCUGGCUUCACCCAGUGGCAGCACCAGCUCUGGCCUGGAAAUACUGGGUAGGCUUGAUGCAGCUGUGGCAGCCACUUCCGCCACUAGUGACCCCGGAGGAGUGGAUGACAGUUCCACCAUCUGCCGUGCUGGCCAGAAGCUGGGGGACCUGGUGAUAUGUAACCAGUGCGAAUUCUGCUUCCAUUUGGAAUGCCACCUGCCCACUCUGCAGGAGGUGCCUGGGGAGGAGUGGAGGUGUUCCCUGUGCCAGGAGGUGAGUGUGGCCUUGACCCCUGAUGAAGACACCUGCCCUGCCAAGCUGUCGCCUACUAGCCAGCAGAAGUGUGAGCUUGUGCUGCUGGCCUUGCUAUGUCAUGAGCCAUGUUAUCCCCUGCACCGAAUGACAACAGAGCCCUCAGCGGAGCAACCGGGAACCCUGGACCUCACUCUGAUUCGAGUUCGCCUGAAGGAGAAGCUGUCGCCCUGCUACGGCUCCCCCCAGGAGUUUGCCCAGGUGGGCCACAUGUUCAAGCAAUUCAACAAACUCACAGAGGACAAAGCUGAUGUCCAGUCCAUCAUCUGCCUUCAAUGCUUCUUUGAGACUCACACGAACAAGGAUUUUGGGGACACCAAGUUCUCGGCUAUUCUGGUUGGAGCCCCUCCCUCCCCCUCUCCUAGGCCCUCGCCUGGCCCCUCCUGA